Molecule: messenger RNA, 945 nt
Organism: Adineta ricciae
Lineage: Eukaryota; Metazoa; Rotifera; Eurotatoria; Adinetida; Adinetidae
Source: the annotation of a GenBank genome assembly
AUGCUUGGAAAUUCAAAUGACACCUUACCACGUAUGAGAGAUUCAUUUUUCGAUGAAGAUGAUGACGACGAUAACAAUAACAAUAAUCCGACCCCGCGUGCGCCACCCUUAAUAUCAUCGAUCAAAAUAGUAACCUCCAAACCACCUGUUUAUCGUCGACAGAGUCAAAGCAGUAGUUCACCAUCACCAUCAUCAUGUUGCUCUGACCGUGAUGUCACGGAUGUAUCGUCUAUGGGUGGCGAUCAUCACCAUCAUCAUCAAUUACCACCGAGGCAACAGGACAGUCGUCAACGACACUCUGAUUAUGAUCAACAUCAUCCAUUUCAUCUUCAAUCGAUGAGACAUGUCCUAUUAGGUUCAUCAGCUCCCACUAGUCGUCCACCAUCGCCAGCGAACCAUCAAACACAAUCAAACAAGAAACACGUACGCAUUGUCACCGAUGAUACGGAUCAAAAUCAUCACCAUCGUCAUCAAAAUUCUCAUCACCAACAACCUUACAUACACGGGCACGCAAAGGAUUACCGGCGAGUUCGGCUAACAUCCUCUGCAAUCAAUCGUCAAAAGCAACAACAGAAAAUUGAGCGUGAAAAUAUGAAACUGCUGGAACGUCUUCAACAAACUCGUGCAUCACGCGGUCUCAAACGCGAAGAGCUUCUCAGUCACUAUGACAAUCAAGUGGGCUAUGUAACAUACACAAUACCUCCAGCACCAGCACGUGCCCACCUUCCCCCUCGGCCAUCAAGCGCAACAAUGACGACGUCGACAGCUCCAACAUCACAAAAAAAAUCGAAUAUCCACAGUCGGCCUUCGUCCGCUUCGCAUACAAUCAAUAGUAACCGCGUACGGUCUCGACCGACAUCCGCAACGAGUUCUGUUCAUGGCAGUAGUCGUUCAUCAUCAGCCCGUCGGCCAAUUUGGAAUGAUCGUUGGCAACAACAAGAAUGA